Molecule: messenger RNA, 2838 nt
Organism: Topomyia yanbarensis
Lineage: Eukaryota; Metazoa; Arthropoda; Insecta; Diptera; Culicidae
Product: MICOS complex subunit Mic60
Exons: 7
Coding region: 180-2348 (722 amino acids)
Biological process (GO): cristae formation
Cellular component (GO): MICOS complex
Source: RefSeq, a predicted model, not a curated record
ACCGAGAUGCAGCGAAAUGUCAAAAUCUUUCGGCUCAAAGAAAAUUUUUCGUUUGCUUCUCGUCGUUGGAUUCGGUCCCGUCGUGUCUAAAGUCGCCUGCGGUCAGGUGCGUGUGUCGUGAAUAUAGUGCUUAUACUCCGCCAAACAACCUGGAAAAGGAACCGUAGGAAGGGUCUACCAUGUAUCGCUUGCUAGUACAAAGAACCUUCUUCAGCGGAUCGAAGAGAACGAGUGCUCAACUGCUUCGAACCUUCAGUUCCAAAAGACCAACGUUGCAGUUCCGCGAAGCUGGCUUUGGCAAAGUGCUAGUAAUUCUAUCUCCGCUCCUUGUCGGUGGCGGAGUUGUUGCGUAUGCAAAGUACGACAACGAGUUUCGAAAAACCCUCGUCACUAAUGUUCCAGCACUGGAUCCCGUGCUGAAGGCACUUCUUCAGGAAGAAAAUCCUCUUGAUGAGGUGUCAAAAAAACUGGAUGACAUUUCCAGCACUAUUAGUGGGUACACCUCUAGUGUUACCGGUUUUUUUACCGGUGGGAAAGAGGAGAAAAAGUCCGAGAAACCUGUUGACCUGCCACCGAUAACUCGUUCUAAAUCGGUACACGUACCUGUUCCGUCACCGCCACUUUCGAAACCGGAAUCGUUGGUCGAAAAAGCUACCCCUGCGCCUAUUGCUAAAACGCCAGCACCGAGUUCAGCGGCAAAACCAACCCCUACCAAAACUGUUGCACCUAAAGCAGUACCUGUUGCUGCGCCAGCCGAGGAGGUUCCUAAAUCGAUCAGUGAAUUAGAGCGUCAAAUUGACGUUGCAGCAGCAACGGCUAUCAAAGAGUAUGGCAAAGCUGUGCAGGUGCUAAAAUCUUACACGGAAGAGGUAAAGAAGGUAGUGGAUGAAUCCGUCGAUAAAUUGGAUAGCUCCAGUUGGACAUUGUUACGCAAUCGAACCAGUGCAAGAGACACCGCGCUGAAAGCAGCGGAAGAUGCGGCCGAGCAAGCGCGGGAUAAUAUUGAAAAGUUGCACCAUCUGUUGGAUGGCAGAGAGUUGAAGUGUUCCGACGAGUUGAAGAAUAAGGCUCGUGAAAAUAUUGCAGCUUAUUUGGAACACUUGAAAAAGGCAAAGGAAGAUGUGCUGAAAGCACGCGAUCUUGCCAAUUUGGGCGAAAAAUAUUGGAAGAAGGUCGAAUCGGCAAGAAACUAUUUCAUCGAUGAAAUCGAGCUGCUCUUCCCGGGAUUAAAUUUGAGCGAGAAAAAACUCAAUAUAUCGAAGGACGACCUGGAUUUGUUUAUCGUACAUGCCUUCACGCAGGUCGUUGCUCAUCAGAAGGAGCUGCAAAAGUUACAGAUCGAAGGAGACCAACAGCUUAAGCGGGCACUGGAGGCGGUUCGAGGAACGGAUCAGAGUGAUGCCGUUAAGGCUCAGCUAGAGUACGAGAUCGCGAAGGAACGACGGGAGCUAAAUUUACAAAAUCAGAAAAAGCUUCUCGCCAUUCGAGCUGAUCUUGAGCGCGAUUUACGCAGUCAGAUGAAACGUCAGUCGGAAGCCCAUUCGGAUCAUCUAGCUGAUGCGCUCACUCAGAAAGAACUAGAAAUGAAGCGCAAGUUUCAGCGUGAGCUGGACGAGAAAAUUACUACGGAACAGGCCGCCUAUAAACUACAGCUGGCUGCAAUGCUCGGCAAGCUGAAGGGAAUGGAUUCCGCUCUGAAAGAGAUCGACGAUGCUAUGAAAGAGCGCGCCGAUGCCGAGAGAAGUGCCCAUCAGGCACAAGCCCUGUGGGGUGCAUGCCAAUCGUUGUGGUCAUCGAUUCGAUCCGGACAACCAGGAAAGUCGUGGCGCGAACAGCUGCGACCUCUUAACGAUGAAAUCAGUGCCGUUGGUCGUGCUGCCGAAGGAGAUGAGUUGGUCAGCGUUGUGCUUAAGGGGCUCCCCGAACAGGCUAGAAAGCGCGGCGUCUACCCGGAGGAUGCGCUUCGGGAGCGAUUCAUCAAGGUGGAAGAAAUUUCUCGUCGUCUGGCCCUUGUACCUGCCGAAGGAGCCCGUCUGCCGAUGUAUUUGCUUUCGUUCCUCCAGGCGGCCCUAAUCAUCCGUCCCAGCGUUUCCAUUUCGAAGGAUGAACUAGAGGACAAACCAUUCGAUUUCAACAAGUUGGACACCUAUGACAUUCUGAAUCGGGCCCGCUAUUGGCUUGAUCGCGGCGAUUUGGUACGCACCGUGCAGUACAUGAACUUGCUCAAGGGAGCGUCACGAAAAGCUGCACUUGAUUGGCUGAACGAGGCACGUCUACUAUUGGAAACCCAACAAGCUGCCAACACACUAAUGGCCCAUGCGGCUUCAAGUGGUAUUCGAUUUCUGUGAACAGUGUUAGCGCCAUCUGUUGUUGUGUUGUUUUAAGUGUACAUCCUCCCCCUAAAGAUGUCGUUCUCCAGUUCACGUAUUCCAAAAUACACGCCGGCAGCAGCAGUUGUAUGAAAAAUGUAUCCUGGCCAGAAUUCGACACUGACGAGGUACUAGAAAACCAACGAUCGUGUUUUAAUUUUUACAAAGUUUAACGAAACGACGUCGCACGAAUGAAUUAAAAUUCAAGUAUUGUAUCGUGUUGGGUAGUAGCAAUUGCACAGUUUCUUCUAUUGGUACAUUCGUCAACAAAAAUUUACAAGAGGUGCAAGUGUAGCAGGCAGAGGUGCUUCUUUUAGCGCAAUCAUUCUUGAAAAGCGGGAUAAGAAAAACAGUUGAGAUGGAAAAGGUUCCAAUGGAAGCGGUUGGAAUGAUAAUUUGCUAAAAUUAUAAUAUGUAACUUAAGCCAGAUUAAUUCAAUAAACGAAAGUCAAAGUAUUUUUGCGACAAA